Zalophus californianus (California sea lion) is the source of this 3251-nucleotide messenger RNA. RefSeq names its product ATPase H+ transporting V1 subunit D (gene ATP6V1D). Bases 179 to 922 code for a protein of 247 amino acids. Gene Ontology annotation, cellular component: proton-transporting V-type ATPase complex. Gene Ontology annotation, molecular function: proton-transporting ATPase activity, rotational mechanism. Lineage: Eukaryota; Metazoa; Chordata; Mammalia; Carnivora; Otariidae. The record is from RefSeq and is a predicted model, not a curated record. The transcript is spliced from 9 exons.
CGUGCCAACGGGAAGCGGAAGUGAAGAAUGCGUAUAUACGUAGCCCAGCUGCCACUUAGCAACACGAGGAGGUCAGGUGACACAACCAGCUGACUCCCUUAGAGGAAGACCCUGUGGCUGGGGCUGUUGCAGCCUCGAUUGCCCGGCGGGGGAUCCGAGCCAAACUGUCAUCGUCAGAAUGUCGGGCAAAGACCGAAUUGAAAUCUUUCCCUCGCGCAUGGCACAGACCAUCAUGAAGGCUCGAUUAAAAGGAGCACAGACAGGUCGAAACCUCCUGAAGAAAAAAUCUGAUGCCUUAACUCUUCGAUUUCGACAGAUCCUAAAGAAGAUAAUAGAGACUAAAAUGUUGAUGGGUGAAGUGAUGAGAGAAGCUGCCUUUUCACUUGCUGAGGCUAAGUUCACAGCAGGGGAUUUCAGCACCACAGUUAUCCAAAAUGUAAAUAAAGCCCAAGUGAAGAUCCGAGCUAAGAAAGAUAACGUAGCAGGUGUUACUUUGCCAGUGUUUGAACAUUACCAUGAAGGAACUGACAGUUAUGAACUGACUGGGUUAGCCCGAGGUGGGGAGCAGUUGGCAAAAUUAAAGAGGAACUACGCCAAAGCAGUGGAGUUACUGGUGGAACUGGCUUCGCUUCAGACUUCCUUUGUUACUUUGGAUGAAGCCAUUAAGAUAACCAACAGGCGUGUCAAUGCCAUUGAACACGUCAUCAUUCCCCGGAUUGAACGUACCCUUGCUUAUAUCAUCACAGAGCUGGAUGAGAGAGAGCGAGAAGAGUUCUAUAGAUUAAAGAAAAUACAGGAGAAGAAAAAGAUUCUCAAGGAAAAAUCUGAGAAGGACUUGGAGCAACGGAGGGCAGCUGGUGAGGUGAUGGAGCCUGCUAAUCUUCUGGCUGAAGAGAAGGAUGAGGAUCUUCUGUUUGAAUAAUCUUUCCUGCUCUGGUUCUUUCCUAAGCUCUAACAUGGCACCAUUUUAAUUCACGGUGUGUAGGUUUGGUAUGUGUGGCUAUUUAUUUUUUGGCCUAAGAAUUUCACUGGUGGUAAAAUUUCCCUGGAUGUUGGUUAUGGGACUACCUUUGCAAAAUCCUAAUUUAGCAACCACUUAUCACAUGAGAUUUGUAGCCCCUGCCCAGGAAUUUAUUCAGCAGCAGCAGUACCCUGCUCCAUGUACAUCUGUUCAAGGGAUCUGCUUACCACGCAUAUUAGGAAAUCCCCCUUAGGAAACAGCAGUGGCCUCAGGCCAGCUAUGGCCGUGGCCGCCUGUGUUCCCACCUGCUCCGACACCGUGGCACUGCUGUCUGAGAUCGCUGCGGCCAUCCUGUGGGACCCUGGUACUUGUCUCCAGCUUUAUGAAACCUUCACUAUUUGCCUUGCAUGGCAGGUCUCUGUCCUGUCUGUCAUGGGAGUUCUGCCAAUUUUAAUGUGAUUAUGGUAUAAACAGUAAAAUGAUUUAAAAAUGAAUUGUUCCUUUUUUUUUUUUAAUUUACCAUCAGUCACGUUCUUAUCCUCAGAUUGGCACAUGGGAUAGAGCUUCCUCUGCAGACAUGGAGGACAAGCUCACUGAGAUGAUUGAAUUUUGGGGUAUUCAUAAACGUGCCAGUGAGUUAAGAGGGGUUAUUAAUACUUCUUUCUUUCCUAAUCUAAGAAAAAAUAAUUCUCAUCUGAGAGUAAUAAGGUAACUUUUAUCUUAUAAGCAGUAACACUUGCUGUCUUCCAUUAAAUAGGAAGAUGAGGCAUUUGAGUGGCCAUAUCAGGAGCUGACUGAGGUUUUUCGUGCUGUUUGAUUUGGUGAGCCAUCCAUGUUUACUCAGGCUUUCUUGUACCCAGUCCUGGGCAUUUCUGAGGUGACUUGGCUAUGGAACAGUUGUGGGUGAAAUUGUUAACACUUGGCUUAUGAGUAUUGUAUUUAAGUCAACUGAUAUCAUAAGUCUAGGCUUUUAAAAGUACCACGUAAUUUUGCAAACAUUUAAUACCUGCUACAAAAUAAUCUUAGUUAUGUGCCAGGCCCUGCUUUAAGUGUUUUAUUUAUAUUAUCACAGCAACCAUAAGACAUACAUGUUAUUGGGGCGCCUGGGUGGCUCAGUUGGUUAAGCGACUGCCUUCGGCUCAGGUCAUGAUCCUGGAGUCCCGGGAUCGAGUCCCGCAUCGGGCUCCCUGCUCAGCGGGGAGUCUGCUUCUCCCUCUGACCCUCUUCCCUCUCGUGCUAUCUCAUUCUCUCUCUGAAAUAAAUAAAAUCUUAAAAAAAAAAAAACACGUUAUUUUAACCCCACAUUUCACAGAAGAAGACUUUAAGGCCCAAGGAGCUGGAGUAAUUGGUCCCAGCUCAAAAAGCUAGAAAGUGGUGAAUCCGGGAUUUGAAUUCAGGCAGUCUACCUUCAGUGUUUUUAUAGCCUUCUAAUCUUUCUUGCCUCUCCUAUAUUUAAAACUUUGGGUAAAGGUAAGAUCUAAGGCCUGUCCUGGAGGAGCUGAGUUUUUGGCAAAUCCUGUUUUGAAUUGGAGGUUUUAUUCUGUAAGUAACUUCAGUAGUGAUUGGAAAACCAACAGGUGAGUUCCUAAGCAGUUCAGUGUUCCUAUUUUCAAGGCUUAACAUUUAAUCCAAUACCGGAGUGAGGUGUAAAUACUAUUCUCUCCAUUUUACAGAUGAGGAAACUGAGGCUUCGUCAGGUCAGACAGCAGAGCUACGAUGCAGGCCUUGGUUCUUAAGCAGUAUGUACUGCCUCUCUAGGAGGCCAAAAAAAUAGCUGGAAGGGUAUGAGAGCCCAGAUUACUUAAUGGUUUUUCACUUCGGUAAAUUCAGUGUUCACCUUCACCCGCCGAGACGAGAGAAGCACCUAGAUUUCUCCUGUGGCUUCUUAAAGCUCCUUUUUAUUGGCCUUGGCUAAACUCCCUACAAAACUGCGAUGACUUUACGGUUUUAGCAUAUCGUUAACUUAGAAAUCAGAAGAACACUGUGAACCGAAUUUGUUGUGUGGGGUGAUGUGAUCCGUAGGGGAAGGGAACGAUCAUGAAUAGAAAGCCAGAGUGUGUGUUUGUGUGACACUUUUUGUUGGUAUGAUUGCCUCCUUUGGGAGAUCGAGAGUGGUACAGUAGAAAAGUGAAUGUUAUGUAUUUGUCAACUCACAUCCCUAGCCUUUGUCCCCGCAAAUCCUUGGCUGCAUAUAAGUGGAAUUUGCCCGAGUAUUUACAUACGUUUUUUCCUAGAAAAUGUUUAAGUUCACAGUGUUAACACUAUCUUUAAUAAAAUUUUUUUAAAACAA